UACCUUAAUCUAAAACCUCACCUUAAACCUUAGCGUGCCUCCUCUGCUUCAACUGGCUUUCGACAUCACCGUCCAUUUUCGAGUGGACAGGUUCGGCUGCUGAAACCCAUUUUUAUAUCUGUUAUCAAUAAUCUCUUCCAUACAAAAUGAUAAUGAGCGAACUCUGUGGCCUCUGUACACGCUGCCUCCGCUUCCUCCUCCCCUCUCCACCCCCACUUCCUCGCCGGCGCUUAUUCGCCUCCACCACUUCCUCCGUUUCCCUCGGGAACAAGAAAGACAAGAAAGAGAAGGUUGUUGUUAUUUCUGGUCCCACCGGAUCCGGUAAGACCCGACUUGCGUUGGAGCUCGCCAAGCGGCUCAACGGGGAAAUCAUCAGCGCCGACUCCGUCCAGGUGUAUCGUGGUCUUGAUGUUGGAUCUGCCAAGCCUUCCCCAAGUGAAAGAAGGGAAGUGCCACACCAUCUGAUUGACAUAUUACACCCAUCUGAAGAUUAUUCAGUCGGACAAUUUUUUGAGGAUGCAAGGCAAGCUACUCGAGAUAUUUUGGACAAUGGUCGUGUUCCUGUAGUUGCUGGUGGGACUGGAUUGUAUUUGCGAUGGUUCAUAUGCGGAAAGCCAGAUGUUCCAAAAGCCUCACCAGAUAUUGUAUCUGAAGCAUAUUCUGAGCUUGCAGAAUUGCAGAAGAAUGAGGACUGGGAUGAAGCUGUAAAGUUAGUAGUCAAAGCAGGUGAUCCAAAGGCUCAAUUUUUGGCCGCCAAUGAUUGGUACAGAUUACGACGCAGCCUUGAGAUAAUCAAGGCCAGUGGAUCUCCUCCAUCUGCUUUUCAAGUUCCAUUUGAUUCUUUCAAGGAAGAAUUAGGUACAAGUUUAACAGAGGAUUCUCAGAAUGUGCAUUCAUCUCUUGAUGUAUCUGAGGAAGUUAAACCAAAAGAUUUGGACUAUGAAUUCAUUUGUUUUUUCCUCUCGAGCCCUAGACUUGAUCUCUAUAGAUCAAUUGAUUACCGAUGUGAAGAUAUGCUUUCAGGAACUGAUGGAAUUUUGUCUGAGGCCAAAUGGCUUCUUGACACAGGCCUUCUUCCAAAUUCUAACUCUGCAACUCGUGCAAUUGGUUACAGACAAGCUAUGGAGUACCUUUUAAAGUGUAGGCAACAAGGGGGUAGGAGUUCUGCAGGAGAAUUUUAUGCUUUUCUAUCUGAAUUUCAGAAAGCUUCCAGAAAUUUUGCAAAAAGGCAAAUGACAUGGUUUCGUAAUGAGCACAUCUAUCAUUGGCUUGAUGCUUCUAAGCCCCUGGAAAAGGUGCUUAACUUUAUUUAUAAUGCAUAUCAUGAUCAAACCGGAACUUUGGUUGUUCCCGAAUCACUUAGAAUGAAAAAAGAUAUAUCUAAUGAACGGGAAAUUCUUCAACUGAAGACUUAUCGCCCUAAAAAUAGGCAUUUUGUCAGCCGUAAUGAUUGUUCUGAUAUUCUAGACUGGAUAAGGAGUCAAGGUGAAGUAGUGAAUAGUGUUGUUUGACUUUGAGUUGGCUCCUUUCGGCCAUUUGAAAUUCAAAAUUCUUAGGAGGAGCUUCUGAGUUUCAUCCAUAAAUUCUAUUGGUCAACAUUCUCUGUGCAUUCACCUCCAGAAUUGCAAGCCAUAUUGAUGUUCUAUUGAGAAUAUGUAUUUUCUGCAUAAUGUUUUUCUUUUUUCUGUUGUAUACAAUCAGAGGGUCUGAGGCAGAGCAAGAGAAAUUUGUGAAGGCCAGAUGCUGGUGCCAUGGGUCCUCUUAGAUGAUGGCAUCAUUUUAUUGCUUUUUUUUAUUAUUAUUAUUAUUUUAAGUAUAUUUUAAGUGCCUAGAGAAGAUAUCAACAUGAAAUGAUCCUUUGAUCAUCCAGGUUUUCUGGAAGAUGCAUCAGCUAAGUGCAAAAUUGAGAUGAUUUGUUCUA
Molecule: messenger RNA, 1921 nt
Organism: Hevea brasiliensis (rubber tree)
Lineage: Eukaryota; Viridiplantae; Streptophyta; Magnoliopsida; Malpighiales; Euphorbiaceae
Product: tRNA dimethylallyltransferase 9
Exons: 12
Coding region: 147-1511 (454 amino acids)
Biological process (GO): tRNA modification; cytokinin biosynthetic process
Molecular function (GO): tRNA dimethylallyltransferase activity
Source: RefSeq, a predicted model, not a curated record